CCCAGACUUGUUAAAAUGGAAUUGAAUCCUAAAAACAGCAACGAGCAAACAAAAGAAGCAAUGAUGAUGAAUGUCAUAGGGCUGAGUCUGAGUCUGGUGUUAACUUCACUGGCAGCAGCGAGCACCAUCGUCAAAGAAGGGCACAGAGUUGUCGUGGUUGAAUACGACCAAGGUGGCCAUCAGAACACCAAAAUCUCAAUAUCACCAGAACAACCUACGCAUGCUAAUCCUAAAGAUCCCAUUUGCGACGCCUAUGGAAAAUGCAAGCACAAAAUCGUGGAUGCAAUGGAGAAGUCUCAAGAGGUCAUCCAUGAGAAGAAGGACGAGAUUGCCGCCAACAAGGAGGCAGCACGCCAAGUUGCUGGUAAAACCAAAGAGAGAGUGUAUGAUAAAGCCCGUCAUGUCCACGAAUACGCCCAAAACACUGUAGAAACAGCCAAGAACCAUAUUGCCUGUAACGUGUCAAACGCCAAAGAUGCAUUCAAGCGUCUAAUAGCAGGAUCUUUGGAGAGGCAGAGCCUUAAUUCUUUGAUGGGGGUGGCUAACAUGUUGGGGUUUUCCACGGCUUAUGGGAUGUGUGUGUGGGUUACGUUCAUCUCCAGCUAUGUGCAGUCCAGGGCUAUGGCAAGGCAACAAUUUGCAGUGGUGCAGAGUAAAAUAUAUCCUGUUUAUUUCAGGGCCAUGUCUUAUAGCAUCGGGGUCGCUUUAUUCGCCCAUGUCUUGGCCCAUAGAAACACCUUGCUCUCCAACAAGUCUGACUUAUUGCAAGCAUAUAAUCUUCUGGCCUCCCUUGUCACACUUUUCUUCAAUUCUCUUUACUUGGAGCCUCGGGCCACCAAGUUGAUGUUCGAGAGGAUAAAGAUAGAAAAAGAGGAAGGAAGAGGCAGAUCAGAAGAUGUGAGUAGCAGAACUAAAGAGCCAGCUUCCACGACCGCAGACCAGGAUGCAGUCAGAACAAGGAUUAUCAAGCUCAAUGACAAGCUCAAGAAACUCAAUUCCUACUCCUCAUUCCUCAAUAUCCUCAAUCUCAUGUCUCUUACUUGGCAUCUCGUUUAUUUGGCUCAACGACUUCCCCAUAUUUGCUAAACCAAAUACUACGGUCCUUUUGUCUUUUCUACUAAUCACUUGUUUUCUGUGUUUCUUUUCUGUUUCUAUCAUGUUUGUUGAUAUUUGCAAAUACUUCAGUCUCUAGAUUUUUGUAUCUUUUAGCUUUGGGAACAAUACAGUGUUUACCACUCCCUGUAUUUAAUUUGUGUUAAGUGUAAAACUCUUGUUACUUUGCUUUAAUCAUGGUUAAAUGGAUACUAAAAUUCUCGGUCC
Glycine soja is the source of this 1320-nucleotide messenger RNA. Its product is annotated as transmembrane protein 205-like. The coding region runs from base 16 to 1086 and encodes 356 amino acids. The record is from RefSeq and is a predicted model, not a curated record. The transcript is spliced from 2 exons. Lineage: Eukaryota; Viridiplantae; Streptophyta; Magnoliopsida; Fabales; Fabaceae.